Lindgomyces ingoldianus is the source of this 1334-nucleotide messenger RNA. RefSeq names its product BAR-domain-containing protein. The transcript has 3 exons. Lineage: Eukaryota; Fungi; Ascomycota; Dothideomycetes; Pleosporales; Lindgomycetaceae. Bases 156 to 941 code for a protein of 261 amino acids. Gene Ontology annotation, cellular component: medial cortex; mating projection tip; actin cortical patch. Gene Ontology annotation, biological process: endocytosis; actin filament organization; plasma membrane tubulation. Gene Ontology annotation, molecular function: protein binding; lipid binding. The record is from RefSeq and is a predicted model, not a curated record.
ACCUGCACUCACGCAUCCGUCCCCAUUCGCUCUUCGCACUCCACCACAACCACCACCACCACCACCACCACCACCGCCUACACACCUGCCGCCAUACACCAUUAUUCUCACCUUCAGAACACCACCUCUGCUGACCAUCCAUCCCCGCCGCCGCCAUGUCGUGGACGGGCUUCAAGAAGGGAGUGAACCGCGCAACCACGCAGGUCCUCAUGAAGACGGGCCAAGUCGAACGUACCAACGACCGCGACUUUGAAACCGAGCAGCGUCGCUACCGCACUAUGGAAACCGCAGCCAACAAGCUCCAGAAAGAAGCCAAGGGCUACCUAGACUCUCUCCGCGCUAUGACAGCCUCGCAGAUGCGCAUUGCCGAAACGAUAGACGCCUUCUACGGCGACGCGGGCACAAAGGACGGCGUGAGCCGGAGCUACAAGCAGGCUGUUACCGAUUUGGAUGCCGAGACGAUAAAGGCGUUAGACGGCCCGUACAGAACAACCGUCCUGGAUCCAAUCCAGCGCUUCUGCAGCUACUUCCCUGACAUCAACUCUUGCAUAACCAAACGCGAGCACAAACAAAUGGACUAUGACCGGAUGCGCGCCCAGGUCAAAAAAUUGACCGACAAGCCCGACAAAGACGUUACCAAGCUUCCACGCGCCGAAAAAGACGAACAGCUCGCCAAAGCUGCCUACGACCAACUCAACGAAACCCUGACCACCGAGCUGCCCCAGCUCAUCGACCUCCGUGUUCCCUACCUCGACCCGAGCUUUGAAGCCCUGGUGAAGAUUCAGUUGCGGUUCUGUGCAGAAGCGUAUUCACGAAUGGCGCAGGUGCAGCAGUAUUUGGAUGCGAACACGAGGGAUCAGUACGCUCAGGGCGAGCUAGACGCGAGGGUUGAGGAGGUGUUGCAGGAGAUCCGCGAUUUGAGUAUUGCGGGGACGGUUUGAGCGGGAUAGCCUUGUUUGUCUGUCUAUCUGUUUCUCUGUCUGUCUGUCUGCAAAUUUUCAUGUGGGCCUGUGGGUGGGCAAGACAUGUUGAUUUAAUACCUCCGAUCGCGGGACUAUUUCUUUCCAAAACACAAAGACUAGGGUUCUAGCUGGAUGCGAUUAGCUUUUAGGUGUCAACUUUGGUCGGGUUAUGCAUAGGAUGCGAGCAUGAGGUUAUAACGGCUUGUUAGGAACUAGAAAACAGCCCGUCAAGAUGCGGGAAGGCAACACACAAUCCACAAUCCUUGAAACGGGUGGUGAUGCACUCAGAUUUCAGUAUGGAAGGGCUGUCUAUCAAGAUGGAUUGAGCAGAGUAGCUAGCCAUGCACUGGUCUGUCAGGAUACCAAUAUCCU